Molecule: messenger RNA, 3443 nt
Organism: Engraulis encrasicolus (European anchovy)
Lineage: Eukaryota; Metazoa; Chordata; Actinopteri; Clupeiformes; Engraulidae
Product: membrane-spanning 4-domains subfamily A member 4A-like
Exons: 8
Coding region: 614-1516 (300 amino acids)
Cellular component (GO): membrane
Source: RefSeq, a predicted model, not a curated record
UAUGGGAUGAUGAUUUCAGAUUGUAAACCGAUAUGAAGAGAGUUUGCCCGUGUGAUGAGGAAGUGAACAUAGCAGUUGGUUUUAGUAUUUAGAAUGACAUUGUGUUCCUUCCAUGCGACAAGUAGGAAAGUUCUUCAUAAAAAUUGUGUCUAAUCCAGAGAAUUAUGUGUAGUGUUUUGGAAAGAGUGUGUUUUAAAACUGAAAUAUCAGUGUAAAGAAGGAAUUGUGUUUAUUGUUCAGUGACAGUGGUUAGGGGAGUUGGGAAAUGGGUGAGAUGUUUCCAGAAUUGUGUGUGAAGUACCAGAAAUAGUGUAGAAGCAAGCAAUCGAGAAAAAACUGUAACAGUGGGUGCAGCCUACUACUCACCAUUGUGCCAUAAACGGAUAUGCAUUGGGAUAUUGUGCAAUAUCCGACCGCCAGAGGGAUUUGGAUUAGGGCCAUCCAACUACCGUAAAUGACGCAUCCAGAAGAGCAACUCCAGAGACGCGCGCGCCACUACCAGCCAGGGGAGGAAUAGAACGUCAGGAGUGAGAUUUUGGAAACUUUUGCAUCGCAGCCCUAAAACGUCUCUUGUAAGUUAAUUGCAGCUAAGCAUUUCUUGUACAAGCCGACCAUGGCCACCUCGUCAGUCCCCUACAAUGCCAAUGGCAUGGUAGUAGUCACCCAUGUGUACCCCCAGCAAGGAGCCCAAGGCAGUGGCCAUGUGUACCCCCAGCAAGGAGCCCAAGGCAGUGGCCAUGUGUACCCCCAACAAGGAGCCCAAGGCAGUGGCCAUGUGUACCCCCAGCAAGGAGCCCAAGGCAGUGGCUUACCCCAGACUGGAGUUGAUCCUGGACCUUCCUCUCGUCUUCACAGGUUCCUGAAAGGGGAACCCUCUAUCCUGGGCACUGUCCAGAUAAUGAUCGGAAUCAUCACGUUCCUGUUUGGCAUCGUUGGAGCGUUUAAUCCAACUCUGUCCAUUAUCGGUGGGAUCCCCUUCUGGGGAGGGACGAUUUACAUCACAGCCGGUUCUCUGACCGUGAGGGCUUACAAGAAGCUCAGCAGCUGUAUGGUCAAAGCCUCCCUGGGGAUGAACAUCAUCAGCUCCAUAACGGCCGGUGUGGCCAUCAUUCUCCACAGCCUCGACUUCGUCGUCCCAAUCUACUACUAUUACUGUAACUCCUAUAGCUGCUAUGGACUGCAGAGCAGACUGUGGGGAACGGUUGGCGUGAUGCUGGUGCUGUCAAUACUGCAGUUCAUCGUCUCCAUCUACGUGUCGACCUUUGGCUGCAAAGCCACCUGCACAGGUGAAGCCCAGCCGGUCAUGUACGUAACCAACCAGAUCCCCGCCUCUCUUCUGACCGUCCCACCGCCUACCACUCAGAUCUCCGCCCCUCUUCUGACCGCCCCACCCCACAACACAUCGGAGUUGGCUCAUCCACCAGCCACUCUGCUGGCACCUGCUCAUCACGGCCAUGCUGAGAGUGCCCCUACUGGCCAGUUUGGAGAACUGCCACCGAAGUACAGCCCUGCCUAGGAGGACACCUCUGGUUUCUAUGAGGGAUGAAUACAUACAGUAGGGAGAAAACAAGACAUAUCCACACUCCGCAGAAGCGGUGAUUUAUUAAGUGAAAAAGUGGCACGUUUCGAGACCAUAGCUGUUACCACUUUUUGUUGCUCCGACAGCUAGCGUAGACUUUACCUUCAUUUCAAAAGGCAGCUUCUGUGGUGGCCGGAUAUUUCAAAAGGGAGCUUCUGUGGUGGCUGGAUAUUUCUUCUUUUUUCCUUAUGCGCUCCUUUAUAUCGUGCUUCCGCAAAAAUUGUUCUUCUUCUUUUUUUUCUUUUUGGGAUGUGCGUGCUGCAGCAUCUCACACAUACAGCACUGUUCCUCUUGCCAAUAUAAAUGUGUUUUCACAGUGUGGACCCCUUUCAGCCCUUAAAUUAAAACCAACUUGUGACUCACAUCUCCUGGCUUAAGGGCCGUACACACACAUCGCUGCUAUUUACUAGCUUCUCGCUUGAUCGCCUACUCGCCUCUCUUUCAUGGAACGUUUGCUGAAAGUUCCUGCGGCUUUAACUGCCAAUGAACAGGCGAGAAGUACCAAAGUCUGCAUUCCAAUUGGUUACUCGCUUACUCGCCUCGCUCGAAGAUAAAAUAUUUUCAACUCAGGAUCCGCCCACAUCGCAUCGCUUGUACAGCACUCGCCUACUUGCCUGCUAGUCUCGCUGGAACACAUUGACAUUCUAUUGAGUUCAUUCGCUGCGCGAGUAACUAGCAGCGACGUAUGUGUACGGCCCUUUAGACCAGAGGUGGGCAAACUCAGGCCCGGGGGGCCACAUGCUCAGCCAAUUCAUGCGGCCCUCAGAGCCUUUCCAAGAAAAGAAAAACGCAGAUUCAUGGUCACUCAUUCUUAAAUUGGCUACCUAAAACAAGGGUCUUGGAAACUGAGAUUACUAAAGCCUACAUCUAGGUACAAAUAGUAUAUCAGACUCUAAUGUUUAUAAAGAGAGAACAUGCCACCUGUACCCGGACCCUUUUGUCAUGAACGGCUUCGUUUCCAAGGUCAGAAAAAAAAACAUUACAUGUUUGUGAGUUUUGGCUACUAUGCCUCUGCUGCAUUUUGCACUGGCCUUGAAUAUGAAACCAUUCACAAUACAUUUUGUCUGUCGCUGCCUUUUUCACAAAUGUUUCUGGUGAUAUAGUCAAGUAAGGAAAGCUUUACAUUACAGAGCCUGGUGUUCCACUUUUUGGUCCAUUUACAGCACAGUGGUCUGAGUAUGUAGGAAAAAAAACGCACUGGGGUGCAUUGCUAUAAAUACGUAAACUUGUUUGUUGGUUCCCAUAACAACUACCCAAGUUGCUAACUAGCUAGCAAAUAUUGUUUUGAGAAACGCAACCCUGUAUGCCACUGCCUGUAUGCCACUGCCCGUAUGCCACUGCCUGUAUGCCACUGCCUGUAUGCCACUGCCCGUAUGCCACUGCCUGUAAGCCACUGCCUGUAAGCCACUGCCCGUAUGCCACUGCCUGAUUGCCACUGCCUGUAUGCCACUGCCUGAAUGCCACUGCCUUAUUAUCAUCACCACAUGCUCUGUGCUAGUAGCAGCUCCUAGUGGCCUCUUAUUCCUCCGUUGUGACAUUAUUUAGUUGACUUUUUCAACUCUCGUUUUCACUUUUUAAGUGUUUCUGAGCUUUACUGGUCUCUGGUGUCUGAGCCCAGAUAUUCAGGUUAUUUUGGUGAUGUAUAUUAUAAAGUCAUACAUUUUAUAUUAGAGUCUAUUCUAUACUGUAAGUGUGUCAUACAUGAUUACAUGUUUCACGUUUACACACACAAUUUUGUCUUCCAUGCUUGUGUACUUUACUUUGUUCCAAAGUAUUUCUUAAAAAAAAAUGUCCUUCACCUUGUGUCUGUGACUGGCCAUUCGAGCACUAUUUUUGUUACUUUCUGUGUUUAAUCUCAAUAAAA